This is a messenger RNA of Pollicipes pollicipes, 477 nucleotides long. RefSeq names its product methionine-R-sulfoxide reductase B1-like. Gene Ontology annotation, cellular component: cytoplasm. Gene Ontology annotation, molecular function: peptide-methionine (R)-S-oxide reductase activity. Gene Ontology annotation, biological process: protein repair; response to oxidative stress. NCBI's taxonomy places the organism in Eukaryota, Metazoa, Arthropoda, Thecostraca, Pollicipedomorpha, Pollicipedidae. The record is from RefSeq and is a predicted model, not a curated record.
GCACCGGUCUGCUUCGACCAGGCUACGCUGAAGACGAGGCUGACGCCCCUGCAGCACCAGAUCACGCAGGAUAAGGGGACCGAACGGGCGUUCUCGGGUCGGUUCAACAAGCACCGCGAGCCGGGCGUGUACCGCUGCAUAGUCUGCAGGCAGGACCUCUUCUCCACCACCAAGUACGACUCUGGCUCCGGCUGGCCCAGCUUUUAUGACGUGCUGGACCGGCGCCGGAUCACCCUGAAGGCCGACUUGUCUCAUGUCGGCGGCAAUCUCCUGCUGCUGGUGGCCAACCCGGACAUGGAGCGGAUGGAGGUGGGCUGCGCCCGCUGCGGCGCCCACCUGGGCCAUCUCUUCAAGGACGGCCCCAAGCCCACCGGCAAGCGCUUCUGCGUCAACUCAGAGUCGCUCGACUUCCGACGCGACGACUCGAUUGAUGUCGUCGACGGCAAGGUGGAGUUCGCGCGGGGCGUGUGCGAACUG